Cucurbita pepo subsp. pepo (vegetable marrow) is the source of this 1982-nucleotide messenger RNA. RefSeq lists its product as uncharacterized. Gene Ontology annotation, molecular function: protein binding. The record is from RefSeq and is a predicted model, not a curated record. Lineage: Eukaryota; Viridiplantae; Streptophyta; Magnoliopsida; Cucurbitales; Cucurbitaceae.
AAUGACAGAAUAAAGAGAGAGAAAGAGAACGACAGAAUAAAGAGAGAGGGCGAAGAUAAAUCAUGUGGACAGAUAAUUCUCUGUGGCCGGAAGUUAUAAAGUUUCAGCACAUGCAAGUCUGCCCAUUUGCAUCUCAGUCAGAGCAUGAUGAGGCCAACCGUGGGAUCUACACUACCAACACAUUCAUCCAUUAUACUCUGAUCUCAGGAAUAUAAACUUGAGAUACUUUUCUCUCGUAAAAAACUGUCGGUCACAUUGUGGUGGUGGAGACUUACCGAACGAUCCCUAGUUGGUCGAGGGUGCUCCCAUUCUCACUCCUAAUAGGUGGAAGAAAGAUGAAGCAGUGAAGUGUAAGUGAUAAAUGAUAUCUCUUUCACAACUUUAGUUCGUGUGUUUUAUUUGUAUAUAGGCAUAGCCCAUAGUGGACCUGAUGUUCAUAUAAACUACUCAUUUCUUUUGGUUCAAAUACCACACUUUUAAUAUAUACAUACAAACAUUUUAAAUCCUCUCUCUCUCUCUCUCCCUCUCAAAAUCUCUCCCCCGUUCCCAAAUCCUUCUUCCUCUGCUCCAAUGGCCGACACUCCCUUUUCUCUCUCUUUCCUCCUCCUCCUCCUCCUUUCUCUCUCUCCUCUUUCCCUUCAAUUCCAGGCCAACAUCGCCGCCGCCGACCUCCAAGCUCUAAAGGCCAUUAGAAACAGUCUCACCGAUAUCCCCCUCCGUCGGAGCCCUUCCGGUGCUGGAUUCUUCUCCACCUGGGACUUCUCUUCCUCAGAUCCCUGUUCAUUCACCGGCGUCGUCUGUGAUCUCGGCCGAGUCACAAUUCUCUCCCUUGGCACCGGCCGCUCCGACUCGCCUGGACUUGCUGGGUCCCUCCCACCCGCCAUUUCCGACCUCUCUGAGCUCACCCAACUCAUCCUCUUCCCUGGCAUUGUCACUGGUCCGAUCCCACCGCAACUGGGUCGUCUUCGAAACCUCCGUGUCCUCUCUUUGACUAACAAUCGUCUCACCGGCGCAAUUCCAGCCACCCUCUCCGCUCUCCUCCACCUCCACACUCUUGACAUCAGCCAUAACCAGCUCUCUGGAAUUAUUCCGGCGACGCUCACUAAGCUCCCCGAACUCAAAAUCCUGAUUCUGUCGUCGAACCAAUUCUCCGGCGAAAUCCCAACCGACAUUUCGUCCCCUCUCCUCCACCUGGACUUGAAAUCCAACAAAUUAAACGGUACUCUCCCGGCGUUGCCGUCGUCUAUCCGGUACCUGUCACUUUCAGAGAACUCGCUGUGGGGCCCUCUUCGCAACGGACUUGAUUCUCUAUCGGAAUUAGUGUAUCUCGACUUGAGCGUGAACCGAUUCAAUGGGCCCAUCCCUUUCUCUCUCUUCUCACACCCUUCUCUCUCCUCUCUCCUCCUCCAACGGAACUCUUUCUCCGGAGUGGUCCCGCCGCCGUCGUCCGAUUCCAUAAUCCCGGUGAUGUUUGGCGCCGGAUCCGUCGUCGAUUUGAGCCAUAACAAUCUGACCGGAGAGAUGCCGGCAAUUUUCGCCGGCGCCGAGACGCUGUUCCUGAACAACAACCGCUUCACCGGACCAGUGCCGGCGGAGUACGUGAAAAGCGUCAGCAGCGGCAGCACCACCACUCUAUAUUUACAGCACAAUUUCAUAUCCGAGUUUCCACUGGAACCCGGUACCGUAUUGCCGGACACAGCUGCGCUUUGUUUGUCUUAUAAUUGCAUGGAUCCGCCGGCGACUGUCCAGUCUUGCCCUGCCAGCGCCGGCGCGCCACUGUCUAGGCCGCCAUGGCAGUGUCCUCAGCUAAAAAGUCCAUGAAUUUAGCUACAACAGAUUAUAGAAUACAGAAAUUUUGCUUCUUUUUUUUUCUUUUUCUUUUGGGCUUUCUGGGUUAUGGUGAUUUUCUUUUUCAAGUGGGAUCAUAUGUAAUUGUUUUGCUAUAUUGAAUCAAAUGAAGAUGAACAGUUUAUUUUGUCGGU